GAAGUGGCGUAACCGGAAGACAAAUCGAAAGUUCUAUGGCGGCGUUUUCCAUUGUGACUUCGCUAGCUGCUGAUGCGAUAUCUAAGCGAAGAUUUUUGUUUUUCGUAGUGGUAUGUUUCGUAAAGAUGAUUUAUCCGCAUACAGUCUGUCAGCUAUAGCCAAAGUAUAUAUACAUUAAGCCAUAAUCGAAGAGAUGGAUGACACCCAGGAGAGCUCAGAGUCCGGCAGUUUUCUGUACAGUCCCUGUCUGGAGCCAGACACACCGGAUUCUCUGAAUAACGCCUGUCUGCUAAACGACACUGACCCCCUGUUUGAAGACCAAGGACACUUUCAGGAGUUUUCCUCCACUUUUGUUCCCGAGACCCCUAGCCCCCUGUUUCACAGAAGAAAACGUCAUUCCCAGAAAGAUAGCGACAGAAAUGUGGCAACAUCAUCCUGUUCAGAUGGAAGAAAAUGGGAAAGACAUGAACACAUUCCAGGUUACCUGAGCACCACUCCAAGCUCCCAGAGAACGAUGAAGCGGCGCAGGCUGGAGGACUCAAGUGCAAGCACGCUGCCUGGACACUCUACCGUUCCACCAGGAGCAAACGGAUUUGUAACUGCCUCGUCUCUUUUACCCCCUGAUUUUACAUGGUUGGAGUCUCCACGUCCAACAGCUUCCUCUACUUCUCAUGUUUCUGCAUCUUCCAAACCCUCAUCCUCAGCUGGGUCUUCCACGUCUGCACUGGACCAAAAUAGUGAUCCGGCAUAUUUAAAUGAGCUGCUAGUAAUGGGUCACCCCUCUAAGCAAAAAACACUAAACACCAGCAAUGGAAGGGAACAGAGGUCCAAAAAGACCAAAUCUAAAUCCUCUAAAAGUACAUCAGCACACUCUUCAUUACACACAAUAGAGCAUGAAGCUUCACUGCUGGAUGCAGCAAAGAGAAUGCAAGAACCAUCAAGUUCACUUGUAUGUCAGAUACCAGAAGAUAUUGUCAUCAUAGAGGAUGAUGCUGAUGAUGUCGCGGUGGUUCGCUCCGUUCAGAUGGCCGAGGAUGAAGCGUAUGCCAGAAGCCUUCAGGAACAGUUUGAUAUGGAGGAGCGAAUGGAGCAGCAGAGGCUACAGAGCAGAUCUCCAAGCAGAAACAACCACAACCACAUGGUUGAUCCAUAUGUUGGCUUGGGCUGGAUUUCUCCUUGGGCCUCAGUGAUCAACUCUGCAUCUUUCUCACACGCACCCUCUGAGCUUUCAGAGCUGCAGCAGGUCAUCUUUGGAGAGCAACCCCGCAGACAACAGGGCCGUGGUCAAACUGGAAGAACUCGCAAUUCCCGUCGCAGACAAGCAUCUCACUUGCAGAUGGACUUGUUUGAUGAUAGCCAGGGAAAUAAUUAUGAGGCUCUCUUAGCGUUCGAGGAGCAACAAGGUGCUGUAGUAGCCCAGAACACUCUGACAAAGGCAGAGAUCGAACGGCUGCCCAUAAAAACAUAUGAUCCCACACACAGCGCAGGAAAGACAGAUUGCCAGAUCUGUUUCAGUGAAUACAAAGCGGGUGAACGACUCAGGAUCCUUCCAUGUCUCCACGAUUAUCACAUCAAAUGCAUCGACCGCUGGCUGAAGGAGAACGCCACAUGUCCCAUCUGCAGAGCGGAUGUAUCAGAGUGUGGUGGUUUUUCUUGAGCGUACAACUUCAGGACUCAGUAUCUACCUCACAGCGGCUCAAGUUACACCAUUUGACUUUUAAACCGUCUCACUUUGAGUGUUAUUAAAUGCUUUUUAAAUGCAAAA
Messenger RNA from Carassius carassius (crucian carp), 1765 nucleotides. RefSeq lists its product as uncharacterized. The transcript is spliced from 11 exons. The coding region runs from base 194 to 1657 and encodes 487 amino acids. The record is from RefSeq and is a predicted model, not a curated record. NCBI's taxonomy places the organism in Eukaryota, Metazoa, Chordata, Actinopteri, Cypriniformes, Cyprinidae.